CUGCCCCGCCCCGCUGCGAGGGGGGGGUGUCGGCGGCGCUGCUUCAUGUGGCGCCCCGCCAUGGCCCGCUACAGCCUCGGCGCCGCGCUGGACUGGCUGUACGGCGGCGUGGACCCCAGCUUUGAGGGCAACGGCGGCCCCGAGUGCGCCGCCUUUCUGUCCGGCCGCCAGCGCCUGCUGGAGAGCCUGGUCUUCCUCAGCCUGGGCGUAGCGGAGGCGCUGCUGGCCCUGCGGAGGAUUCGGCGCCUGCCCGGCAGGGAGGAGGAGGAAGAGCGGCUGCUGCAGCGGGCCCCGGUUCCGCACGAGAGCCUGGGCAAGAACCUGGUGCUGGCGGCCCUGGCUCUCACCUUCGGGGUGGAGGUGGGCUUCAAGUUCGCCACCAGGACCGUCAUCUACCUGCUUAACCCCUGCCACGUGGUGACCAUGAUGCAGAUUUUUCUCCUUGCCUGUCCUCCUUGUCGGCUUGCAAUGGUUCUCUUCAGGCUGCAGAUGCAUAUGUUAAAUGGCGCUCUCUUGGCACUGCUGUUCCCUGUGGUCAAUACACGUCUGCUUCCAUUUGAGAUGGAGAUUUAUUACAUCCAGCAUGUGAUGCUUUAUGUUGUGCCCAUCUAUCUUCUGCGGAAAGGAGGCAUAUACACUCCAGAGCCACUUUCCAAUUUCUGGUGGGCUCUCUUGUCUACUGGGCUUAUGUUUGUGUAUCAUUUUAGCAUUUUACAGAUCCUGGGACUGGUCACAGAAGUGAACUUGAACAACAUGCUAUGUCCAGCCAUCUCUGAUCCUUUCUAUGGGCCUUGGUAUCGAAUCUGGGCAUCUGGACAUCAGACUAUCAUGACUAUGGCUCAUGGGAAGCUUGUCAUCUUGUUGUUCCACAGUGCUGUCCCCAUCUUUAAAUAUAGUGUGGAUUUGCUUAGACUCCCAGCUAAGAAAAUAGACUGACAUUUCUCUCUGGAGAGUAGCACAUACAGGAAGGCGAGAUCUACAUUCUUACUGGAAAAGAAAGAGGAAAAUGAAAGGACAGUGUGUUUAAAUAUCCCCUUGUCCCCAUACAGUUUUUUUCCUUGUAGAGAUCUCUAUAAUAGUGUGAAGGUUUUCUUGCAGCAGCUCUGUUUCACUGCCUGUAGCCAAUGGCAAAAUUAGUGGCCUUAUUCUGGAAGAGGUCAGUAUUUUUCUUACACACUUUUUGCAGGUGACAAUGGAACCUCACUAUUCCCUGCUUCGCAAUGCCCCAAACGGGCAAAUCUGUCCAUCUUCCAAUACAGAGAGUGGUACUGCUACCUCGUUAAAGAUGUUGCCAUUUUUACUAAAUAUCCUUCAGUAUUUGUAUUGAUCACCUGAAGAAACAAAGCUAAAUUACAGUUGAACUGAAACAAACAUGGAUUGUUUCAAACUCAUCAUCCUGGCUUACAUUUUGUUUGUAUUUUGGAAGUUGGCUCUUUCUUGAAGCAACAUAUUGAAGCCUAGUCAAAAGGGUGACUUAGUGAGGUUCUAUUGUGUUUGUUUAGGCUGGUUGAAGAAUGGGGAACAAUAAGAAUAACUAGUUCCUUUUUUUUUUUUUAAUUGGACUACUUGAUUCUCAGCUACCCUGGGGUGGUGCUUGGCUGUUCAUCGCAUCUAACAGCUAUGGUGAUGCUUUGAUUAGUAUGAAUGAAAAAGCUCAAGGGGAAAUGAUUUCAAAAAAUAAA
Messenger RNA from Gavialis gangeticus (Gharial), 1682 nucleotides. RefSeq names its product transmembrane protein 164 (gene TMEM164). Bases 46 to 936 code for a protein of 296 amino acids. Lineage: Eukaryota; Metazoa; Chordata; Crocodylia; Gavialidae. The transcript has 6 exons. The record is from RefSeq and is a predicted model, not a curated record.